Molecule: messenger RNA, 507 nt
Organism: Bufo gargarizans (Asiatic toad)
Lineage: Eukaryota; Metazoa; Chordata; Amphibia; Anura; Bufonidae
Product: histone H2A type 1-like
Exons: 1
Coding region: 1-393 (130 amino acids)
Cellular component (GO): nucleosome
Molecular function (GO): structural constituent of chromatin; protein heterodimerization activity; DNA binding
Source: RefSeq, a predicted model, not a curated record
AUGUCUGGACGCGGCAAACAAGGAGGCAAGGUGCGGGCUAAGGCCAAGACCCGCUCAUCCCGGGCAGGGCUCCAGUUUCCGGUCGGCCGUGUGCACAGGCUCCUCCGCAAGGGCAACUACGCCCAGAGGGUGGGCGCCGGCGCUCCCGUCUACUUGGCCGCUGUGCUCGAGUAUCUCACCGCCGAGAUCCUGGAGCUGGCCGGCAAUGCCGCCCGCGACAACAAGAAGACCCGCAUCAUCCCCCGUCACCUGCAGCUGGCCGUGCGCAACGACGAGGAGCUCAACAAGCUGCUGGGCGGAGUCACCAUCGCCCAGGGCGGCGUCCUGCCCAACAUCCAGGCCGUGCUGCUGCCCAAGAAGACCGAGAGCAGCAAGCCGGCCAAGAGCAAGUGAGCCCGGCUCUGCCCCGCCCCGAACCAAAGGCUCUUCUAAGAGCCCCCCACAUGGUCUGUACGACUGAGCUGGCGAUGCCGCUGAUCUCCGCUGUGGAGGCGUCACACAGGGGCA